AUGGCAGGAACAAAGAGAAAGCACGACGGAAUGGGUGAUGAGGAGCCCUCUUUGUUUGAGACAAAGUCGCCAUUUCUCCCCAUGUUUGACGCAUUCCGGGCCGAGAUCGAUGAGCACCACGAUCGCAGAGAAAGAAUCAUUAAAGCGUCAAGAGACGUGACUGCUCAAAGUAAGAAGAUCAUAUUCGCAUUACAAAGAGUUCGUGAACUCGGCAAACCCAUUCAUGCUUCGAUCUCGAAGCAAACGACGCCCAUGUACACCACCAUCCGUAACCUGUUACAGAGCGUCGUCCCAGACCUGCAAGGCAUCAAUGCAUUUCGCUACCGCGGCAACAUCAGUGGUGGGAUUCAAGAGUUCAUGGAGGCUGUCACUUUUCAACGCUACCUGGAGACUCAACAGGUCAUGAGGUUUGAGGAGGCGCAGGCACAGCUUCCGGCAGGCAUCUCACUCACUUAUGACGACUAUGCGCUCGGUAUUUUCGACAUGACUGGUGAACUGAUGCGUUUCGCCAUUACGUAUAUGGCCACAAACGGGCACUUGCCGGGAAUAUCAAGAGGAGCAGAGUCGUCCCACAAGUCCUCGAUCUUGACAGACAUGCAAGAUCUGCGCACCGGGCUUGAAGCCCUAGAUGCGAGUCAACUUCGGGGCCUAUCGAAACAUUUUGACGACAAGCUCAAGGUCACGAAAACAUCCGUGGAGAAGGUGGAGAACAGCGUGUAUCAAAUGAUAGUCAGAGGCAAGGAGAGACCCAAGGGCUGGAAACCAGAUUUUUCGUCCGUUGAUGCAGGACGGGACGGCGGAGAAGGCGGUGAGAGUUAUUGA
Messenger RNA from Fonsecaea erecta, 822 nucleotides. RefSeq lists its product as hypothetical. The record is from RefSeq and is a predicted model, not a curated record. Gene Ontology annotation, molecular function: RNA binding; sequence-specific DNA binding; RNA endonuclease activity. The transcript is spliced from 3 exons. The coding region runs from base 1 to 822 and encodes 273 amino acids. Gene Ontology annotation, cellular component: cytoplasm; nucleus. NCBI's taxonomy places the organism in Eukaryota, Fungi, Ascomycota, Eurotiomycetes, Chaetothyriales, Herpotrichiellaceae.